CAGUUCAUAUGCCGCCGGUGAAGUCAGAAUAACGAAAGCGCCAAACUCAAUUCUUGCACAUUCGAAUGAAACUCACACAUCCAUUAUGCCGACAAGCCCUUCAAUCUCUCCUGCAAAGCACACCUCCCAAUGGCCAACCCAUCAACUACACUCUCUACGGCCGCCUCAUCCAGCGCUGCACCGACCGCCGCCUUUCUCGCCAGGCUAAGCAGCUCCACGCUAGACUCAUCCUCCUCUCCACCGUCGGAGACAACUUUCUCGCCUCCAAACUCAUGGCUUUCUACUCCAAAACCCGCCAGCUCUCUUAUGCCCGUCACGUGUUCGACGAAAUUCCCCACAAGAACACCUUCGCCUUUAACGCUAUUCUCAUUGCGUACUCCGUGCACAGCCGUCACGCUGAAACGUUGAAACUGUUUACCUUGUGUUUGUCUCGUGGGGACGAUUUUCAGGAUUUGGAGGAUGUUAAGCCGGACAGUUUUACUUUGAGUUGUGUGCUCAAGGCGAUGUCGGAAGUGGUAUUGGGUCGGCCUGUUUUGGCUGGAAUGACUCACUGUUACGUGAUUAAAAAUGGGCUUGAUUUGGAUGUUUUUGUUGACAACGGGUUGGUGACGUACUAUUCAAGGUGUGAUGAUCUGGUGUCUGCAAGGGCGUUGUUCGAUGAAAUGCCUGAGAGGGACUUGGUAUCUUGGAAUGCAAUGAUUUCGGGAUACACUCAAGGUGGGUUUUAUAAGGAAUGCAAGGAUUUGUAUCGAGCAAUGUUGGCUUUGGAAGAUCUAAGGCCAGACGGGGUUACAGCUGUGAGCGUUUUGCAUGCGUGUACGCAAUCGACUGACCUUGUUUUUGGGAUGGAAGUGCAUCGGCAUGUGAUUGAUAGUGGGAUUGAAAUGGAUCUCUCACUUUGUAAUUCAAUUAUUGCAGUUUAUGCAAAAUGUGGGAGCUUGGACUAUGCCAGGGAGCUUUUUGAAGAGAUGACUGAGAAAGAUGAAAUAACUUAUAGCACGAUUAUAUCUGGAUACAUGGUCCAUGGGUUUGUUGAUGAAGCUAUGAAGGUAUUUAGGGAAAUGAGCAAGCCAGGAUUGAGUAGCUGGAAUGCUGUAAUUUCGGGUCGGGUUCAGAACAAUCAGUACGAUAAUGUUUUAGAUUUAGUUCGUCAAAUGCAAGAUUCUGGUUUGAAGCCUAACAGUGUGACGAUUUCAAGUAUUCUUCCAGCCAUUCCGUACAUCUCGCAUUUAAGAGGAGGAAAAGAAAUUCAUGCUUAUGCUAUCAAAAUCAGUUCUGAUAGGAAUAUCUAUGUUAUUACUGCAACAAUAGAUGCAUAUGCAAAACUUGGAUUUCUCAGUGGAGCACAGAGAGUAUUUGAUCUAGCAGCGGAGAGGAGUGUGAUUGUCUGGACGUCAAUAAUCUCAGCAUAUGCAGCUCACGGAGAUGCUAUCAUGGCACUCGAUCUAUUUGAGAAGAUGCUGAACAGCAGGACAAAGCCGGAUAAUGUCACGUUUACUGCUGUAUUGGCAGCUUGUGCUCAUGCAGGGCUAGUAGAUAAAGCUUGGGAAAUAUUCGAUUCUUUGUUGCCUGAUUACGGGAUUGACCCUUUGGUUAAUCACUAUGCGUGUAUGGUUGCAUGCCUAUGCCGAGCAGGGAAGCUUUUCGAAGCGGUGGAAUUCGUAAAGAAAAUGCCGAUUGAACCUACUGCCCAAGUUUGGGGAGCACUGCUCAGUGGGGCUUCGGAAAGUGGCGACGUCGAACUUGCUAAGUUUGUUUGUGAUCAUUUAUUUGUAUUGGAGCCUGAUAAUCCUACUAAUUACAUUGUUAUGGCGAAUCUGUAUUCGAAAGCUGGUCGGUGGGAAGAAGCUGAGAGGGUCAGAGAGAAAUUGGCUAAUACUGGGUUCAAGAAAGUCGCUGGCAGUAGCCGAAUAGAUACUUCUGGAGGUGCUACAAUUGAGAGAAUUUAACAAAAGUAUAUUAUGUUUUUUAGAUUGUUGAAAUUGAUGGAACAGAACGUAUAUUCUCCGGGGCAAGGGGUCUAAUUCCGAAAGAUAUAAACAACUGAAACAUCAGGUGGAAUUGGAAAGUUUCGCGGACUAAGUUGCAGCUAUAGCCGUUGCGAUCGAAAUUCAAGCAAUCAGAGGUUUGGCUGGUGAGAUAUGUAGCUCUUACUUGUCUAGAAUAGUAUUUCUAUUUUCUUGUCUAAACUCAUUUUCAUAUUAAAAAUGUCCUAAAUGCCCAUUAGAAUAUCAGCAUCACAGUCACAUAGGAUUCUCAUAUAUGUAAAAAAAAAUAUAGAUACAUAUGUGAUAGGUGUAGUAAAGGGUCGAAUCCCCUCGACCCUUUGCCAUGCAUUCAUAAUUCAUUCUGGUCCACAUCAAUAACCCUUUCUUAAUCUUCUACCUUACCACUCGGAACUUUUGUGCUUACUCUUUUAUGCUGCUGCAUAUAUCAUGAGUAGUUGCUUUCAUAUAUUUUGUCGAACUAGCAAAUUACUCCCUCCGUUUUAUUCAAGUACCGUUUUAAGGCAGAUGACCACAAAUUAAGAUUCGUAAUAUAUAAAAUCCGAUUUAAUACCAAAAAAAAAAAACUAUGGAGGAGGCAGAGUAGAGUGCCUUAGGGAUCAGUGCACCAGAUGCAUCAUAUAAAUUUGCUGUAUUUUUGUAGGGACAAAGGAUAAAUAGAGUAGAUAUAUGGGGCAAGGUGUAGUUUAUAGUCUUGUUAUUUGUUGUUAUCAGAUUAUUAAACAGUGAUAAUGAAAAGUGGAUGAAGUGUGAGCCAUUCUUGAAACUGGACACAAACUUGUGGACAAGAGCCCCAACAUUUCCCAUCCACUCCCUUCUUACAUCCCAUGCUACUUCAUUAUUAACCAUACAUCCCAUGAUGCCCAAUUAUUCCACUAACCACAUUUCCUAAAUUCUUUUGUGUUUUAUUAUUAUUAUAAAAUAUUUUAUUUCAAUUUUAUUUUA
Erythranthe guttata (spotted monkey flower) is the source of this 2951-nucleotide messenger RNA. Its product is annotated as Pentatricopeptide repeat (PPR) superfamily protein. NCBI's taxonomy places the organism in Eukaryota, Viridiplantae, Streptophyta, Magnoliopsida, Lamiales, Phrymaceae. Gene Ontology annotation, molecular function: protein binding; RNA binding. Gene Ontology annotation, biological process: RNA modification. The record is from RefSeq and is a predicted model, not a curated record.